Molecule: messenger RNA, 2290 nt
Organism: Eublepharis macularius
Lineage: Eukaryota; Metazoa; Chordata; Lepidosauria; Squamata; Eublepharidae
Product: 7-alpha-hydroxycholest-4-en-3-one 12-alpha-hydroxylase-like
Exons: 1
Coding region: 1-1545 (514 amino acids)
Molecular function (GO): iron ion binding; sterol 12-alpha-hydroxylase activity; heme binding
Source: RefSeq, a predicted model, not a curated record
AUGCAUUUCUGGGAGUCUGUGCUUUGUGCUCUUCUAGCAUCCCUCUUUUCUGCCAUACUGGGAGGGCUUUACUUGGCAGGAGCCUUCCGCAAGAGGAGACAUAAAGAACCUCCAUUGGACAAAGGCCUCAUUCCAUGGCUAGGACACGGCUUAAAUUUCAAGAAGAACACCGUAGAGUUUUUGGAAAAGAUGCAGAAGAAACAUGGGGAUAUUUUCACAGUGCUGGUUGGCGGCAAUUAUUUAAAUUUUGUGAUGAACCCUCACACUUACGGGACUAUAAUAAAGAAAUCAAAGGACAGGCUGGAUUUUAAUACCUUUGGUUCCACAAUCGUGUUCAAUGUAUUUGGUUUCCACCCACGAAAAUCUUACCAUAAGGUUAAGGAAACAAUUAACAAGAAAUAUCUCAGAGGUAAGAAUUUAGCUGAUUUGAACCAGGUGAUGAUGGAGAACUUGAAGACUGUGAUAUUUUGUGGUCUGGGCUCAGGCGACAGGGAGAGGCCAUGGCAGCAGGACGGUGUCCUCCACUUCAGCUACAAAGCCAUGUUCCAAGCUUCUUUCAUGACUUUGUUUGGAACCGAUCCCCCCCAAAGUGGAGUUAGCAAAGAAACUUCUAAGGAUCAUACAACAACCCAGUGUGGAGAGUGGUUUGAAGAUUUUCAGAAAUUUGAUAAGUACCUCCCUCAAAUGGUCUCUGGCAUAAUGGAUCCCCUGAGCAAGAAGGAGAUGGAGAGAUUGAGAAACUUCUUCUGGGAUGUGCUGUCUGUAAAAAAGCUAUCACAAAAAGAUAAUAUCAGCAACUGGAUAGCGAAGGUUGACCAGCAGAUGAGUAAAGCUGGGAUGGCAGAAAAGAUGCGGAACCAAUUCAUGUUUACACUGUUUUGGGCAUCACAAGCUAACAUCGGACCAGCUACCUUCUGGCUUUUUGUGCAUCUCCUGAAACAUCCAGAAGUGAUGAAGGCAGUGAAGGAAGAAGUAGACCGAAUCCUGAAGGAAACUGAUCAGGAGGUCAAGCCAGGCAGCCCCUUGAUCAAUGUGUCCUUGGAAACAAUAAAGACUCCACUUCUGGACAGCGCAAUACAGGAAACUCUGCGUAUGAGAGUAAGUUCAUUUCUGUUCAGAAGCAUAAUGGAGGAUAUGGACCUUACAAUGGCAGAUGGGAGAGAAUACAGCUUGUGGAAAGGAGACCAGCUCAUUCUUUUCCCAUUCAUUGGCCUGCACAUGGAUCCCGAAAUCUACCCUGAUCCUCAGACUUUCAAAUAUGACAGGUUCUUGAACCCAGAUGGCAUGAAAAAAGAGUUUUAUAAGAAUGGGGAAAAGUUAAAUUAUUACAGCAUGCAAUGGGGGGGGGGUGGACCUUCCAUGUGCCCCGGGCGAUUUUUUGCUGUUAGUGAAAUGAAGAUGUUUGUGAUGUUGAUGGUCACAUACUUUGAUAUGGAACUGGUUAACAAGGAAGAGAACAUACCGCCAGUAGAUGCAAGCCACUGUGGGAUUGGAAUCGCACAUCCUUCUCAUGAUAUCCAGUUUAGGUAUCGACAGAGAAUCUAAGAGGAAAGUCAUUUAUUUCAUAACUCCGUCGCUUUUAACUCACAGUUCUUUAUUCUGUUCAGUCUUAGGGAGAAAUCUAUAAAAAAACCCAUAAAUUUUCUUGAAGGUCUCUUGCAUAUGAGCAGUUACAAACGUUCAAAGGUUCAGAAGUAUGAGCAUGUUUGUUAGCCAUCAAAUCCUUUCCUUAUACUCAAAGGGCAGUUUACAGAUAUGGAAUAUCAUAAACUCUUUUUGCCAUAGAUCCUAGACAUUGCCUGGCCCCAGGCAGAGGGCAUGCCACUCGACUUGGUGACUGGAUAUUUACCAAGACAGAAACCAUAGGAGAAAAUGGGAAUGUUUUAUUGAUGGUAUAGUACCCCAAAAGAUAUCAAAAAGAUAAGAAAUUUAUAGGUAUGUUUUGAAACGGUAAGAAAGCAGAAGGUAUGUUUUAGCACAUGGUGGACAUAUAAGAAAAAUAUUUCUUUUGGAAAGAUAUACAUGCUGAGAUCCAGGUGAUUUUAAAAAUUGGUUUUGCCAUGAAAUCUACAACUACACUGUUGGGAAUUUUGCCAGAUAAUGUUAAAAGAACAUUCCAUGAAUUGUUCAGGUACAUAGUGACGGCAGCCAGAGUGAUUAUGACAACGGAAUGGAAAUUGGAGGGAUGUUCAACUAAAGAAAAUUGGAGAAAGAAAAUGGCAAAAUAUGCUGUAAUGGCAAAAUUAACAAUUUAUAUAAAUAAAGACCAAAUAAAGAUUUUUUUAAAAAA